AUGUGUUUUCAGUAGCGGGGACACACUAUAUACAAUCACGGUAGCAAACUAGACAGACUUUAGGACCCUGCGAUGAUGUGAUGCCCGAAGAGAUUGGGGGAGUGGGGGCUGGAUGAGACAGUGGAGGAGGAACAGAGAUGUGAAGAGAGAAGAGGAGCAGGAGAGUCAGAAGCCACUUCUACUGCUGUUUGAAAGUCUUGCCACAGGGACUUAGAAGAGCAUUGGUGGUAUAAAUAUCCAGAAUAAACAGGAUUAAAAGAUCAACUGACUCCAUCUGAGUGAGUGUGAAGUGGGAGAGAAUAAAGUGCAGGCAUCAGGAGUACUGAACUUGGGAGGCAAGAAGCAUCACUUCUUAUAUGCUUAACCUCACACACAACCAGCUUCAUUUUAGCUACUCAUUAACUCGCAACAUCCAUCUAAACCCGUUUUACAGCGGUGUGGAAGAUAUGUGUUGGUGCAGAAUUGCUGAAUGUGUUGGACUGCUGUAAUCAUCUGUUUUGUGGAGUUCAGCAGUGCUGGGAGACACUUGACACAUACACGCACCCACACACUCCACGGACAUCAUCACAGAGUUCAGCAUCAGAGCACUGUCCAUGUGCCACGAUGAAAGGUGAGAGGUGACAGAGAGACUUUGCGACUGUUCCAACGUGGGCCGGGUGGGAGAGCAUGCUGCAUUAAAAAUACAUCUCCCAAAAGAGUGUCUGGUCUCAACUAGCACACAGCAGACCCUGCCAACCUGCCAGAAAUCAAUACCUGAGCACUGAGCAUUUCUUCAUCAAGACAUUUCUCUACGGCCAAACGGAAUGAGAUUCCUGAGCACUUGCUGAGCAGAAAGUACACUCUGGAGAAUUUCUAUUUUUGUGGACGUCAAUUUCACAGCUUUGAAAACCAACUGGGGGACUACAAACAGAGUAAAUCUAUAUACAGUAUGUAUAUUUAUAUAUUUCCCUCAAGAAUAGUUGAAUAUCUGUAGUCCUGUAAACCUCCUGGCGAUUGGUCUUCGAGGACGUUUUUAACACCAACAUUUUCUUCAAAGAUUUCAAAGACGUCUGUUUUGAUCUGUCCAAAUCCCAGCUAUUUAUAUUUCAGUCAACUACUUAUUUAGAUAAAAGUCUCUCACUGCUGUUAAAAUUCUGAUAAAAUAAGUUUAGCCCAUUUGUCUGUAUUGAGAAUCACAGUGAAAACAGAAGGGAAGAUUACAGAUAAAAUCCCUCAGCAUUACACAAGCCGUCUUUCAGUCUGUUGCGAAUCAAGGUAUUCCAUCAUCUGAACUGACUUCCAUCUUUUUCAUACAAAGUGAAAUGCAUUAGCAUAUGUAUGGGCUGAGAUACAUCCAAUCAUGUAAAAUGUGCUACGCGGGCCUUGCAUUCAGCCAACGAGCGAAGGAACAAAUGGCAUCUGACAUGUGAAUAUGCAAGAGCUCUACGCAUUUAAAUCACAGACUAAAAUAAGUCCUCACUCAACGCAACCUCAGAUGAGAAUUUGUCAUAGCAUGAGCUAGUCACCAAGAUUUAGGCUUGUUGAACCAAAUAUUUAAUAUAAGAUGAUUUAUUGCCAAGCCACUGCUUCUGUAUAAGUGACGCAUUCUUAAGAGUGAAACUGUCGUUCAAUCCGUGGCAAAGACUCAGUUAAUGUUGUCACCUCCAGACCUUAACAUAGACCUCGCAAAAUGGAGAGUCUAGAUGAACUCGAACAUCCACUAUUGGCUGACAGCCCCAAGAGCCCAAGUGGAACAAGCAGUGGUGGUGGUCUGUUUAAAGGCAUAUUGGUGAGAAAUGAGCAGGACAAAAGACUGCCCCCUCUGGACUGGAGGAAUUAUUGCAGUUCUACAGAUAUUCAACAACAGCAACUAUUGGACCCAUGUUCAUUGACUAGCACUCUAGAGACACUUUACCCUCCAACCACCAUUUGGGCGGCUGCUGACUCCUUGGGCAUCCACAGUAAGGAGUAUCUGGAAACCACAUUUGUGGACAUUUGUCCUGGUUCGCAUUUGGAAAGGAAGUUACUGGCAGAGACUAGAGAUGUCCACAGUGUCUCUUACAGCAUGGAGGAUGGGGAUGACCUUUUACCAGACUUCGAGGACUCUUCCAGCGAUGACUUCAGUGAUACAGACAGUGAGAGCAACUUUCCCAUCAUGAUCGCUCAAGAUUACCUGGGCUUGGCUUUCUUCUCCAUGUUGUGUUGUUUCUGGCCUCUGGGCAUCGCUGCAUUCUAUCUUUCCCAAAAGACAAACAAAGCGUCGGCGCAGGGAGACUUCCAGGGUGCCAGUGCCGCGUCUCGGCAGGCUCUGUGGCUCUCUAUCCUCUCAAUUGUUUUCGGCAUCAUCACUUACAUUUGUGCUAUCGCUGCCCUUAUCUCCUAUCUGUCUGGGAAACCACCUUAAAGACAAAUGCAUCAUUAUUCCCUCUCAUUUACUGCAGCAACACACCUCCCUGGAUCAUAGUCACACAAACUACUGCUCUAUACAUGCAUACAGUACACUCGCCUACACAUGUUAUAAAUACUGUACAGGCAUUCAACAGAGACCACAUCUUAUUUAUUCUCUCUGCAAGUUCAUGGCAGUCCAAACAUUAUUUACAACACAAGAUGUACAGCAAUAGAACAAGAUGCAGCCCAUAACAAUGUGAUUUGUAUUGUAGUUUUGCUGAAAGCUUUGGGUCAAAACAUACAAUGUCAUCGAUAAUCAUUGUAACAUGCACAGAAGAGAGAUUAGUAAUCUGUCUCUUCAGUUGUGUAUGAGUAGGCAGGGUAGAGAGCAACUGAGGUUUGUUUGAAAAGAUCAUGACAAGGGCAGCAAUAUCUGGACAUCACGACAGACUUGGCUGCAAAACACCAGGACAAGCCCUCCGAGACAUAUAACUUUGAGCGAACUGGGUCAGUUUCUACUGCAACUCUAAGACUGGUAACUAAACUACUCACCAAAUCGAAGAUAGCACAGCAUAUCAGAAUUAAUUUGAUACUAAAAAUGAGGUUGCAAUACAGUUUAUGCAAGGCCCGAAAUUAACUUUUGUCAAAUCUGAGUAAAAAUAUUCGAUAUUGAUAAUUUAUACAUACUACAAGUUAAAAUUAUAAUGAUAGUUUGAUCCUUGCAAAUAGAAGCAAUUUAACGGAUUUAAAUCUAAGAAAUGCAAAAUGUAAAGAAAAUAUCAUGUACGUCAUAAUUUUGUCUACAAUUCCCAAAAGUCUACUUAUACUUUUCACAUUAAACCCAAAAACAUGUAGGAACAAAAAUCAUGUGACUUCACGGUUGAGCUGUUUGUCCCAAUAUCCAAAGAAAAAGCUCAAUGUAGCCAGUAAUAAUAUUUAAAGAGUCUCUUUGGUCUCUCACCAUUGUAACAAAAAGUUCGUUUUGGAAGCGGUAUGUACAUGAGAAUUACAGAUCUGUUUAAACACACACACAGGUGUAUACGCAGUCAUACGGCGAUUACUGUUAUGCAUAACAGUUCAUUGCAGUGCAGCUGUCACCAUGAGUCAUGACAUUAUAAAAACCUCUCCUGCAGAACUAUAUUUAUAGCUUUAUAAAUGUAGACUCUCCAUCUACCCAUCAUCUAACUAAACCAACUGGAGAUAUUAAACACCUCACGUGGCACAGCUAAAACAACUUUCAAUUCUGUGCUAGUCACAAUUUAUAUUCAUACAGAACUACAAGGCAUAUUACUGGUAUGUUUUGCAGAUGUCAUAUUCCCUGGGGUGAAAGGAUCAAGUAAAUUAAAAACUAAAGCGUAUGUGCUUACUCAUACAGUCACUGAAUUGAGCUGCAUUUGUGUGAUUGAGGGCGUGCGGUAGAGGUCAUGAAAUACACAAGGGAAAAGGGAAUUCUGGGAUACUGAAAGCUCUAAACUGACAACCAGAAUGUUCAUCAUAACUUAAUUCUACUAAUACAUAACCAUUUUGCAGGAUUAAAGUUUGCCUUGAUAACCACUACCGAAACUGCUUUUAUAUUUACCAAACACAUCAGUUUAUUCAUUUGAUUUGUAAAUAAAUAUUCACACAAUAAACCUGUGUAAAAUAUUUAAAAUAUGAUUCACUAAACUAAAAAACAGUAUAUUGCCAUGGCAAACAAAUAAAUAUCAUAUCAAGUCCCAGAAUUUGGUUAAAACGCAUUUUCGAGAAAUAUUCAAAUGUCAACUGCAUUACACUACAAUCAGAAAACCACAGUAUUUCAUUGAAAGGUUGAAAUGUGCCGUUCCAAAAAAGAUUAAAACUACAAAACAGCAGUCAACGGUCUUGGCAGGUGUUCUCAGAGCUCCCUGCAGUUCAAAAUUGGGUCAUAUCAUAGUAGGAGAUUGUGUUAUUUCUACAAGCUGUCCCACCGUGCAGAGGAGAGCAGUAGCACAUCCUCUCUGCUGAAUUACUAUGGCCUCUGUGAAAUCAGAAUUUAAGAGGAAUCAUCACAAACAGCCACACAGUGUACAUGUGCUGCAGUUUAUUCUCAGUAAUACGGAAAAGAUGAUAAAGAUGCCUCUGCCUUCCUUCCUCUACAUUUUUCUUGUGUAAAUGUGUAUGUAAAUUUUGCAGAUUCCUGUUACGAACGAAUAAACGCACUUGAUUGAA
Triplophysa rosa is the source of this 4554-nucleotide messenger RNA. RefSeq names its product transmembrane protein 91 (gene tmem91). The transcript has 4 exons. The record is from RefSeq and is a predicted model, not a curated record. Bases 1670 to 2383 code for a protein of 237 amino acids. Gene Ontology annotation, cellular component: membrane; intracellular membrane-bounded organelle. Lineage: Eukaryota; Metazoa; Chordata; Actinopteri; Cypriniformes; Nemacheilidae.